UUACGGACUACUUUGGCCUUAUCUGUUCACAGUGGAUGGAGAAUGGGGCUCAUAUUCGGGUUGGAGUGAUUGCGAUUUGGACGGACGCAAUUGUGGGGAUAACGGUGAAAGAUGGCAGGAGCGGAAUUGCGUCGAUCCCAAGCCAAGGUUUGGAGGUAUACCUUGCAAUGGCAGUGGAAUUAUGCAUGAGGCUUGCAACAUAGAUUGCACAUCUGCUAUAGAGCUUCGAUUGACGGGACUGUGGGGAACGACUGGGCUCCAAGAAGAAUGCCCCAAUGGUCACUUUGUUACGGCAUUUAAGACAAAGAUGUCUUUGAAUCAAGGAAUAACGGGUGUUCGACUCCAAUGCAAUGACCCCAGUCAAGAGGAGAUUCACAGCUUGGAACAUCCUGAUGGAAGUUAUGGAGAAUUUGUUCUCUCUUGCCCAGGUGGAUACACGAAAAUCAAGGGGAAGUUUCACCCUAAUCAGCCUGACGGAGAUAACAGAGACUGCACUUGUGUAGACAUGUAUUGCCCGGAAACAGGCCAAUGGCACAAAUCGAUUUGUGAGCCGGGUUAUUUCCCUGCCACUUUCCAAGGUCCAGAAUCAUGUGACCCCGGUCAAGUCAUUUGCGGAAUAAAAACAAAAGUGUGGAUGGGGGAUGGAGACAAGACCGGCUUGGGAAGUGUGUUCAUGAGAUGUUGCGUAAAACCAUGAAGAAUAUGUACGUUUACAAUGACAUUACAUAUGUGCAUCUUUUCGCUUUUUAUUGGUUUCCAACCAUAACACUGAAUGGUUUCAUUAAGGUUUGGUAUUUGUUGCAAAUAUAUUGUAUA
This is a messenger RNA of Tigriopus californicus, 816 nucleotides long. RefSeq lists its product as uncharacterized. Bases 182 to 697 code for a protein of 171 amino acids. The record is from RefSeq and is a predicted model, not a curated record. Lineage: Eukaryota; Metazoa; Arthropoda; Copepoda; Harpacticoida; Harpacticidae. The transcript has 3 exons.